AUGUUUGCGAUUCACCGUGAGCCGUUAACCCCCGCACACUCGGCCUCACACGAGGAAAAAAGCAUGCAAACCAUCAGAGAUGACGAGGAAGAUUUCUUCGCCCCCCGAACCUUCGUCGCCCCCGAAGAAUCGGAUGCGACCAAAUCAACGGUCGAAGAAUUGGAGCAGACUGUUCUGAUCGAUAACCUCCCAGACCGCAAGGCCAUCGAAGAAAUCACAGUGGUAAAUAACGUAAAAGCCGUUCAACGACUGACUGGGCGGAUCGCAGCCCUGGGUAGAUUCAUAUCAAGGUCGUCUGACAAAAGCCAUCGCUUCUUUGCCCUACUCAGAAGGAAGAGAAACUUCGAAUGGACUCCGGAAUGCCAAGACGCCAUGGAAGAGCUGAAACGGUACCUGUCAAGCCCACCCUUGCUACACACGCCCAAAGAAGAUGAAAUGUUGUACCUGUACCUGGCUAUAUCCGAAAUAGCGGUAAGCGGUGUAUUAGUUCGGGAAGAUCAAGGUACGCAAUUUCCUGUAUAUUAUGCAAGUCCAACCUUGGGGGACGCGGAAACCCGAUAUCCCCAUCUAGAAAAAUUGGCGCUCGCACUAAUAAGCGCUUCGCGCAAGCUAAAGCCUUACUUUCAGUGCCACCGCAUCUGUGUCCUAUCAACCUAUCCCCUCCAGAGCAUACUGCACAAGCCUGAGUUGUCGGGUCGACUGGCCAAAUGGGCCAUCGAGCUCGGAGGGUAUGAUAUUGAAUAUCAACCUCGAACGGACAUCAAAUCCCAUAUCCUAGCGGAUUUUGUGGACGAUUUUUCGCCAUCCCUCGUCCCCGAGGUGGAGAAGGAACUUUUACUGAAGUCAGGCACAUCUUCCGGGGUGUGGACCCUGUUCACGGAGAGUGCCACAAACGUUAGAGGAUCAGGACUCGGUAUAGUCCUGAAGCCGCCCAUCGGCGGCGUAAUCCGACAAUCCAUAAAAACUGUGAAGCUAACUAACAACGAAGCCGAGUAUGAGGCUAUUAUUGCAGGUCUAGAGUUGGCCAAAGGCCUGGGGGCCAAGUCCAUCGAGGCAAAAUGCGAUUCGCUCCUCGUAGUAAGUCAAGUAAACGGAAGUUAUGAAGCUCGGGAAGACAGAAUGCAUAGGUAUCUGGAUAAAAUCCAAGUCACCUUGCGUCGCUUCAAGGAAUGGACCUUAGUCCUUGUGCCCCGAGAACAGAACAGCGAGGCUGACGCCCUAGCAAAGCUAGGAUCGUCCGCCGAGGAGGAAGACCUGCUCCCCGGGGCCGUGGUCCAGCUAAUCAAGUCCGCAGUCGAUGAGGCUCAUGCGGAAAUCAACUCCACCAGCCUGACAUGGGAUUGGAGGAAUAAAUACAUCACCUAUCUGAAGGACGGGAAGCUGACCGCCGACCCGAAAGAGUCAAAAGCCUUGGGAAUCAGAGCGGCCCGGUUCUCGCUCGACGAAAGUGGGGCCCUGUACAGAAGAACCUUCGACGACCCCCUAGCAGUGUGUCUUGGACUGGGAGACAUGGACUAUGUGCUCCGAGAGAUCCAUGAGGGCACCUGCGGAAACCACUCCGGGGCAGAAUCCUUAGUCAGAAAGGUAAUCCGAGCAGGUUACUAUUGGGAUAGCAUGGAAAGAGACGCCAAGGAGUUCGUCCGGAAAUGCGACAAGUGUCAAAAAUUCGCCCCAUGA
Nicotiana attenuata is the source of this 1677-nucleotide messenger RNA. RefSeq lists its product as uncharacterized. Lineage: Eukaryota; Viridiplantae; Streptophyta; Magnoliopsida; Solanales; Solanaceae. Gene Ontology annotation, molecular function: nucleic acid binding; RNA-DNA hybrid ribonuclease activity. The transcript has 2 exons. The record is from RefSeq and is a predicted model, not a curated record. Bases 1 to 1677 code for a protein of 558 amino acids.